Humulus lupulus (European hop) is the source of this 796-nucleotide messenger RNA. RefSeq names its product aquaporin NIP1-2-like. The transcript has 6 exons. Gene Ontology annotation, biological process: transmembrane transport. The record is from RefSeq and is a predicted model, not a curated record. Gene Ontology annotation, molecular function: channel activity. Gene Ontology annotation, cellular component: membrane. Bases 1 to 792 code for a protein of 263 amino acids. Lineage: Eukaryota; Viridiplantae; Streptophyta; Magnoliopsida; Rosales; Cannabaceae.
AUGGGAGAUAGUGAGAUUAAUGAAACUGGAGACCAUAUUUUGAGUCUGAAGGAUGAUAAUUCAAACAUGUGUGUUUACAUAGCUUUUGCUCAGAAGUUACUUGCAGAGUUUUUGGGUACAUAUUUCUUGAUUUUUGCUGGGUGUGGUUCAGUGGCUGUGAAUUUGAACUUCGACAAAGUGGUAACAUUUCCAGGCAUUUGUAUAACUUGGGGACUAGUUGUCAUGGUCCUCAUCUACACCGUUGGUCACAUCUCCGGCGCCCAUUUUAACCCCGCCGUUACUAUUGCUUUUGCCUCCGCGAGCAGAUUUCCAUUAAGACAGGUACCAGCUUAUAUAGUUGCUCAAGUUUUGGGAUCAACCCUAGCAAGUGGCACCCUUAGGCUGAUGUUUACUGGGAAAGAAGACCACUUUCUUGGGACAAUGCCGGCAGGCUCCAACAUGCAGUCCUUUGUGAUUGAGUUUAUUAUCACUUUUUACCUUUUGUUUGCUGUUUCUGGUGUUGCCACUGAUGAUAGAGCGAUUGGUCAACUUGCUGGGAUUGCCAUCGGUGCUACUGUUCUAUUAAACGUGUUGGUAGCAGGGCCCAUUUCUGGAGCAUCUAUGAACCCAGCAAGAAGCUUAGGCCCAGCAAUUGUAUGGGGCCAUUUUAAAGGAAUAUGGAUUUAUCUCAUAUCACCAACUCUUGGGGCCAUAAGUGGUGUUUGGGCCUAUAACUUGAUUAGGUUUACUCCUAAGCCUGUUAAGGUUAUCACCAAAACCAAAUCCUUUCUCAAAACUCCUCCACAAAAAUAAUCAA